Brassica oleracea var. oleracea is the source of this 1584-nucleotide messenger RNA. RefSeq lists its product as uncharacterized. The record is from RefSeq and is a predicted model, not a curated record. The coding region runs from base 1 to 1584 and encodes 527 amino acids. NCBI's taxonomy places the organism in Eukaryota, Viridiplantae, Streptophyta, Magnoliopsida, Brassicales, Brassicaceae. The transcript has a single exon.
AUGCAUAUCUAUGUCUCUUGUGGGGUGUGGAAAUUUGAUCCCUGUAAAGGAUGGGGAUUUGCUUUUGAUAAGGAAAAAGGAGGAAGAGUACUUGCUGUGGAAUUGACAAGUUCCUUUGAAGAUCUAAGGACUACGGCUUUUGAGGAUUUUGGAAUUGACCAAAACGAUGUUGAGUUUGAGUUAAGCUACUUACCUAUGGAGUUAAUCAAUACGAUAGACUGUCCUCCAGUUAUCAUUGAGAAUGAUCGGCAAGUCAAGAAUUUUCUUACAUAUGUACGUGGAAAAGCUUCUUCAAGAUUGUGUGUGUCUAUUUCACCUGUCAAUGCAAACAACGACAACAUUGAGUUUGAUAAGGAGCAAUCUAACGUGUCUGGCAGAGAGCGAGAUGAGCCUUCCUCGUUUUCACCUGGAGAUGGCAUUGGUAGUUCUUCUGAAUUGAGCAAGGAUGGUGAAGACGAAUGUAACUCGAACGCCUCGGAAGAAGAUGAAGAUGCUGACUUAAGUGUAAAAGAAGAGGAUAGGGGGAAAAGUGUCCGGUUCUCUUUGAAGGAUGUUGUGAAGAGGGGUGAAACGUUUCAAAACAAAUCUAAGUUGAAAGCAGCAUUGGAAAUGUCAGCAAUGAAGAAUAACUUCGAUUACAAAGUUGUGAAUUCAGAUAGAAAACUUUGGUACAUCCGAUGCGUGGACAACAAGUGUAGGUGGAGUGUUCGUGUUGAAGGGUUAUCAGGAUCCACAUAUUUCAUCAUCAAAAAAUAUGUGGCGGAUCAUACAUGUGCUGCGUCAAGUAUGAAUAAUGGUGGUCGAACAGCUUCUGCAAAAACUAUUGGGAGUCUAAUAAUGCAUAGGUAUCAUGGUGUCAAAGAAGGUCCCAAAGCUAAUGAUAUCAUACAGAUUAUGAGAAUGGAACAUGGAUGCGAGAUAUCUAAAUCAUUAGCGUGGGACGCUCGUGAGUAUGCGAUUAGUCUGGUUAGAGGCAUUCCCGAGCAGAGUUUUGGAAAAAUUCCGAAAUACUUGCACAUGCUGAAAGAAGCUAAUCCAGGAACACACACCUUUUACGAAACCGAUGUUGAUGGUAAAUUCAGAUUUCUCUUUGUUUCGUUUGGGCAAUCAGUACAAGGUUUUCAUACAUCCAUGCAAAAAGUUUUUGUUGUUGAUGGGACAUUUUUGAAGAGCAAAUACAAAGGAGUAUUACUUGUUGCGACGGCUUUAGAUGGAAACUCCAACUUGUAUCCUAUUGCAUUUACGGUUGUGGACUCAGAAAAUGAUCGUUCAUGGGAUUGGUUUUUCAGACAACUAAAGGUCUAUUUCAUGUACACGACUUCCAAUUGGAGAACAGCUUAUGAAGAAACUAUCAAUCCAAUAGGUGUUCCUGAGGAUAGUUGGGUGGUUCCAUAUACUGUUCGGAAUGCCAGUGUGCUAGCUCCUGAAUCAAGAAGAGGAGCAAGAAGGAGAAGAAAAUGCAGGUAUGAGACUGUUGAAGACAAGCUCCAUUCAUCGCAAGGAGCUCAAAAAAAAAAAUGGCGCAGGUGCAGUCGAUGUGGCGAAGAGAAUCAUAACAGGGCUACGUGUGACAGAGCUAUUUAG